This is a messenger RNA of Psammomys obesus (fat sand rat), 1700 nucleotides long. RefSeq names its product G protein-coupled receptor 143 (gene Gpr143). Gene Ontology annotation, molecular function: L-DOPA binding; dopamine binding; L-tyrosine binding. The transcript has 9 exons. Gene Ontology annotation, biological process: G protein-coupled receptor signaling pathway; regulation of calcium-mediated signaling; melanosome organization. Bases 154 to 1371 code for a protein of 405 amino acids. The record is from RefSeq and is a predicted model, not a curated record. Gene Ontology annotation, cellular component: melanosome membrane; plasma membrane. Lineage: Eukaryota; Metazoa; Chordata; Mammalia; Rodentia; Muridae.
CACUCCCAUGGAGCCCAGCGCCUUUGCAGCCUAAGGGCUGGGGUUGGGGAGAGGCACAGGCCACAUGAUGCCCAACCUCCCUCACCAGCCCAGCACCUGACCAGGAAAAGCUGUGAGUUGCCCAGACUGGAGACGGGUCCCUGAGCAAGACCAAUGGCCUCCCCGCGCCUGGGAAUUUUCUGCUGCCCUACCCGAGAUGCAGCCACACAGCUGGUGCUCAGUUUCCAGCCGCGGGUAUUCCAUGCUUUGUGUCUGGGCAGUGGCUCUCUCAGCCUGCUGUUUUGCCUCCUGCAGCUCCUGCCAGAGCGCCGAUCUGUUGGUCACAGGGCGCCUGCAAAGUCCCCGCCGGCCUCAGUCCACAUCCUCCGAGCUGCCACCGCCUGCGACUUCCUUGGCUGCCUGGGAAUCAUUAUCAGGUCCACUGUGUGGGUAGCCUACCCUGAUUUUAUUGAAAACAUCUCCAACGUGACCGGAACGGACAUUUGGCCUGCUGCUUUCUGUGUGGGGAGUGCGAUGUGGAUCCAGCUGUUGUACAGUGCCUGCCUCUGGUGGCUCUUCUGCUAUGCAGUUGAUGUGUACUUGGUGAUCAAGAGAUCUGCAGGACUGAGCACCAUCCUGCUGUACCACAUCAUGGCCUGGGGCCUAGCUCUUCUGCUCUGCGUGGAGGGAGCAGUCAUGCUUUACUACCCUUCUGUGUCCAGGUGUCAGAGGGGCCUAGACCACGCCAUUCCCCAUUAUGUCACCACAUACUUGCCACUACUGCUUGUCCUUGUGGCCAAUCCAAUCCUGUUUCACAAGACAGUGACUGCAGUGGCCUCUUUACUGAAAGGAAGAAAAGGUGUUUACACAGAGAAUGAGAGACUGAUGGGAGCUGUGAUCAAGACCCGGUUUUGCAAAAUAAUGCUGGUGCUAAUUGCAUGUUGGUUGUCCAAUAUCAUCAAUGAAAGUCUUUUGUUUUACCUUGAAAUACAACCAGACAUCCAUGAAGGCUCUCUGAAACGCAUCCAGAAUGCAGCAAGGACUACAUGGUUUAUUAUGGGAAUACUGAAUCCAGCCCAAGGACUUCUCUUGUCUCUGGCUUUCUAUGGCUGGACAGGAUGCAACCUGGAUGUUCACCCUCCCAACAUGGUGAUUCAAUGGGAAGCAAUGACUGUCUCUGCUAUUGAGGGCACAUACCAGUCACCUGUAGGCUCCUGUGUACCCCAUGAAAACACCAGGAAAGUGAUGUGUGUUGGGGGACACACUUCUGAUGAAGUGCUGAGCAUUUUGUCUGAAGGUUCUGAUGCCAGCACUGUCGAUAUCCAUAGUGCAACUGGGUCCUGCACCAUAAAGGAAGUUGACUCAAUUUCCCAAGUCCAGGGGGACCUCUGAAGGGAUGGGAUAGGAGUCACACACCCUUAUUUUUCAGGCUCUGUCUCUUCAUUUCGGAUUGUGUUCUUGCCUUUCUUCCUAUUACAGUGUCACCAUAACGUAGCAUCCUCCAAAUUCCACUAUGGUCACCAUAGUGGAGCUCACUGAAGAUGCACUUUAUGCUAGGAGAAACAACACACCAGAGCUUGGAAAUGGAAACUUCCUUCUAGAACAUUCAGUGGCACCUCUUGACUCUUACUUACCAUUUGAACUUUUUCUGAGACCAGCUGUAAUGUUACAUGCCAGAUCCAAGUUCUUAAGAAAAAAGUUAAAUAAAGUCAUUGUGUCUA